Hibiscus syriacus is the source of this 1482-nucleotide messenger RNA. RefSeq lists its product as uncharacterized. Bases 185 to 1330 code for a protein of 381 amino acids. The record is from RefSeq and is a predicted model, not a curated record. The transcript has 7 exons. Lineage: Eukaryota; Viridiplantae; Streptophyta; Magnoliopsida; Malvales; Malvaceae.
UCCCUCCAUCAAAGACGAUUCCAUUGGAGCGUGUUGCUUUCACACUGACAAGUCCAGCGUAUGGAAAUGUGGCUAUUCUUUUCUUGCUGUUGCCUUUUAUAUGUGCGACUUUAACUAGGACUCUUUCUCCGGUGCCAACUCUAUUUCAUCUCUCACUCUCUCUUGCCUUCUUCUGUGAGUGACAAUGGAAGCUGGACUUCCAAUGCUUAACUGUCUCCUGCAGCACACGCUACGGAGCUUGUGUUCAUAUUCGGAUUCUUCUCCUCCUUCAAAGUGGGUUUAUGCUGUAUUUUGGAGGAUACUGCCUCGUAAUUAUCCGCCACCUAAGUGGGAUUAUGGAGGGAGUGCACUUGAUCGUUCCAAAGGAAACAAAAAGAACUGGAUGCUUGUCUGGGAAGAUGGUUUUUGUGAUUUCCAUGAAUGUGAACAUGCUGGAAGUGGCUAUGUAAAUGGAAGGUUUGGAGCUGAUAUAUUCUUCAAAUUGUCGCAUGAAGUUUAUAAUUAUGGAGAAGGGUUAGUAGGGAAAAUUGCAGCAGAUAACAGUCACAAAUGGGUGUAUAAAGAAACCCCAAAUGAUAAUGAUCCUAACUUCAUCUCCUCCUGGAAUUUGUCUAUUGAGCCUCAGCAACCUAGGGCGUGGGAAUCUCAGUUCAAUUCAGGCAUUCAGACAAUUGCCAUAAUUUCCGUCAGAGAAGGGAUUAUUCAGCUAGGUUCAUUGGACAAGAUGGUGGAAGAUCUUAAUCUGGUGAUCAGCAUACAGAGGAAAUUCAGCUAUCUCCAGAGUAUACCUGGCGUCUUUGCCAUUCAAAGACCAUACUUACCAAUUCAACAUCCAUACGCCCUCAAACCGAAUAACCUGUUGUCUGUAAACCAUGAAACAUCAAUCUGUCAUGAUGACAAACGCCGGUUAGGUGGAAUGAAAAGAUUGGUUGAUGAAAGGCCAGAGGAUUCUCCGAUCAAAUCAAUCAGCUUAGGUUGGAACAGCCCUCAAAAUGGAAUUAUAGGACCACCCUUUUGGUCAAUUCCACCCCUUGUUCCUACUGUAUCUUGCAGUCUUGGAGCUUUGUUAUCCAAGCUGCCUUCUGUCUUCCCAUCUUAUAAUGCCAUUGAACCUCCUGAAAUACUCAUCAACCACCCCAACACUGCAAGCCAGAGAGGAAGGGAUGAUAAUGGAGGCUCAGUAGGUGAAAUUCCCAUAGUCGAGUCAAAAACAGAACCUUCAAGUCAAUUGGAAGCUGCUGAUCAGGAGAAGCCAAGACCUGUUAAAGCUAAUUUAGUGCUACAAGAAGAUGCUGUAAUACAACUGGGAUUUGGACCUCUCAAAGACUGACGAGGACAUAGUUUGAACUCUGAAGCUUAACUAAUUAAGAUAAUCAAAAUAUAUUAUUAUCAAAAUGAUAUGAUUUAUCUCCUUUUUGUUCAUGUAGUUGUUUCUGCAUCACUUUCUUAUGCUCGUGUCUAUAAAAUAUUAGAGUUAUUUAA